AAUGAGCUUUCAAGCUUAUUAUCUAAUUUUGUAUACAGUCGUUUUUACUGAAAAAUUGCACUGAGCAUAUAGAUACUACUAAUGAAGUCACUUUUUCUAAUAAAUGAAAAAUUUAUUCGAUGAUACAUAAUAUAAUAUAAUUAAUCGUUCGACUUUAAUGCGAGCUUAAUGUCAAGCUGCAUGCUCAAUAUAUUGGCUGUUCAACAAAUGAAAUGUGUGAUGACGUCAUUACGCAGUCGCAAUGAAAGUUACCAUCUUUAGUGUUGUAAUACAUACUGGUUGGUUUUAUUUAGAAUAAUGUUCUUAUCGGUGUCCGGGUGUUUUACGUAAAAUUCGUAUACAUGAAUGAAGGGAAUUGCAAUCAUCAACGCUAAUGCACGCGAAUAUACAGUUGAAACACGCAACCGAUACCAAAUGCCAUUAAUCGAAGAUCUAUCAGAAAAAUAAUUCGAAUUUUCGUUUUUCAUCCACUACAAAGAUGCCAAUGAUAUUCGACACGAAAGCCGAUAGACCACCAGGAGUGGAAUUCGUAUUCGCGGCAGUGUCGGGAGUAGGAGCUGGUUUCUUCACAAACCCCAUCGACGUCGUCAAGAUCCGGCUGCAGCUCCAAGGUGAACUGGAGGCUCGCGGUUCUUAUCGCAAGGUCUAUCACAACACCUUCCACGCGGCAUACUUAAUCGCCCGGCACGAGGGUCUUUUCGCUUUACAAUCGGGGAUCGUGCCGGCUUUAGGUUUUCAGGUUUUUCUCAAUGGCACACGCCUUGGGUCUUAUCACUGCGCCAAACGAUAUGGUAUCAUACUCAAUGAUAAAGGCGAGACAAGCAUUGGCAAGACUGCCCUCGUAUCCGGUGUAGCUGGAAUAAGUGGAGCUAUUGCCGGAAGCCCAUUUUAUUUGGUAAAAACGCAAUUGCAAUCGCAGUCAGCAAAGAGUAUUGCCGUCGGUUUUCAGCAUCAUCAUACGGGAGCCUUAGACGCGUUCAGGUACAUUUGGAAGAAGGGCGGCUUUUUUGGUCUGUAUCAGGGUUGGUAUGCAAAUGUUCCGAAAACCUUCAUUGGCUCUGCGACACAACUCACAGUCUUCGGUCUUGUUGUUGAUUCUCUAAAAUCUCUUGAGCCAUUCACUCAUAAACCAUUACUUUUAACAUUUGUGGGAUCACUUAUCAGUGGAUGUUGUUUGGCAGUGGUAAUGCAACCGUUUGACGUUAUAUCCACAAGACUUUAUAAUCAAGGUACCGAUGUGAAAGGAAAAGGUGUAUACUAUAAUGGUUUAUUCGACGCAUUGUAUAAAGUAUUUAAAAUUGAAGGCUUUUUUGGCCUUUACAAAGGAAUUUUUCCUACUUUAUUGAGAAGUGCGCCCCAUGUAAUUCUCUGUCAAAUUUUUUAUGAAAAUCUCGCGCAAUUAUAUGACGAGUAUUAUUAA
Molecule: messenger RNA, 1420 nt
Organism: Ceratosolen solmsi marchali
Lineage: Eukaryota; Metazoa; Arthropoda; Insecta; Hymenoptera; Agaonidae
Product: solute carrier family 25 member 35-like
Exons: 5
Coding region: 479-1420 (313 amino acids)
Source: RefSeq, a predicted model, not a curated record